GUAGUCCCAGAUCGGGGUUGACCGAAUCGUCAAACCCGGUGGCCGCCUGUGCGCUGCGCGACUUUGAGAUCUGCGCCUGAAUCGUUGGGGCAGGAAGAGCUCCGCUGGCAAUCUUAGCGUUGACAUUCGGGAAGCGCUGAGGGGGGAGCGGUUCCACCAUUGACGGUGACGUUGCGAGCUGAGGACGUGGAGCCAUGGCUACAGAUGAGAGAUUCAAGAAGAAAACGGAGCAGGUGCGGAUUCUACUGGACGACAUGAAGAAGCUCUCCAGGUUUGACAAUUCCACCGUCCCAACCCUUUUGAGGAUUGAUGAUAUCUAUGAUCCAUACAACACGGAGGAAAAAUAUGCCCUUGCAAGAGCCUUCAACAAGGAGGGGGGUAUAGAACUGUUCAUGAAGAUACUGACGUCCCUCUCGCCGGACGCCUCCAACAUCCCGGACUCCCUACAGAGAGUCAUGGAGCAGAGCACUGGCAACGUGCUGAAUUAUGUUAAAACAGCAGAUGAGAUGACGACCUUCGUGGACUGUGGAGGCCUCAAGUUCCUGCUGAGCCUGCUCAAGCACCACGCCUGCCAGGGCCUCGUGCUGCGCUUUGAAUCCAAAAACACGCUGAGGUAUGCGGUUUCAACUCUGGGAAACCUGAGCAUGGUUCCGGAGCUGAAGUCGUGCUUCCACCAGGAGCUGGCGGCGGACGUGCUGGCCUGCUACCUGGACGUUCCAGACGCACCCUGCAAGCUCGCCGCUCUGUUUACCCUGGCCAGGGUCUCCACUGAGCAGGACCUGGACAUCAUCUGUAACGCACAGGGAGCCAUCUCCCUGCUGACAGACAUGGUGAACCGGCCUUCAUACAAGGACUUCACGCUGCUGGAGAACAUCCUGUACAUGUCCACGGAGCUGGUGAAGACUCUCACCCUGGUCUCCAUCACGGCCGGCAUCCGCAGGAAGACGGAGGGGGCGAGCUCAAGUCUGGACAAGAAGGUGCUGGAGGAGCUCAUCCCGAAGCUCAGGGAGAAGCUGAAGGUGGAAGUGGAGAAACGAGACUACACGCUCGAGUGGGGAGACAUCGCCGUCCACCCCACGCGUCGCUCCGUGCAGAAGUGGCCCAAGGCCGGGGACGGCUGCAUCUACAUCCCCUACAAAGUGUCCGUCGCCUUUUACGAUGGCGACGUCAAGAAGAUUGAGGAGGCGGCGUUGGAGUUUGAGAAGAAAACGUGCGUCCGGUUCAUCCCUCGCUCCAGCCAGACCGACUACAUCUACAUCCACGCGUGGGACGGGAAUUGGUCGUUCCUGGGCCGUCAGGGCAGGGACCAGGCGCUGUCCCUGGAGCCCGGCAAGGUGACCAAGGGCAUCGUUCUGCACGAGUUGAUGCACGCGCUCGGCUUCCACCACGAGCACUGCCGCAGCGACCGCGACGACCACGUCUUGGUGCUGAGCCACAACGUCAAGCCCGAGUGGGUGGAUGCUAUUGUGAAGACAACCCCCCAUGAGCACAACCUAAGGACCCCGUACGACUACAGCUCCGUCACCCACUACGGCAUGACCGCCGGCUCGAAAGAUGAGCACAGCCCGACGCUGGUGCCCAGGGACACAAGCACCAUGCGUCGCUUUGGAGGUGGCCACACCCUGAGUGAGGGCGACGUGGAGAAGAUCGAGAAGAUGUUCGGCUGUGAGCCGGCACCACGGGGACCCAGCGACGCAGCUCCAGCGCGGACGCUGGGAGCCAGCGCUGCAUACAGAGAAGCUGGUGUCUCAAGCCACAAAAUGACGCUUCCCCGUGCUCCAGAGAAGAAAGGGAAAGAAUUCAUCGGGUGUGGAGUCAAGGAGAGCAGCCUCUCACGCCCAGUCAGGCACUGGCCCAAGAGCGGCGAUGACCAUGUGUACAUCCCCUACAAGGUGUCCAAGGACUUCUAUGACUACGAUGUGAAAGCCAUCGAGCAGGCUGUAGAGGAGUUUGAGAAGAAAACCCACAUGCGAUUCCGCCCUCAUGGCAAAGAGACGGACUUCAUUCACAUCCAGGCCUUGGAGGGGUCUCUCAGCAAGAGCUGGUCGUACGUGGGGAGGCAGGGUGGAGGCCAGGAUCUGUCCCUGGAGCCCGGGAAGGUGACCAAGGGCACGGUUCUGCACGAGUUGAUGCACGCGCUCGGCUUCCACCACGAGCACUGCCGCAGCGACCGAGACGACCACGUCUGGGUGCUGAGCGACAACAUCAAGGAAGAAUGGAAGAGUCAAAUCGUGAAGAUGAAAUCACACGCGCAUGAAGUGUCCAUCCCCUACGACUGCAGCUCCAUCAUGCACUACAGCAUGACGGCGGGCUCGGUGGACGAGCGCAACCCGACCAUCAUCCCCAAGAACCCGCUCCUCAUGCUGCACAUGGGGCAUGGCAACUCCCUGAGCCCCUGCGACGUGGCCAAAGUGCAGAAGCUGUACGGAUACGAGACGAAACUGCCGCUGAGCUCCACAGGUGUGGGAGACCGCGAGGGUCUGGAGAGCCAAGUGAGAGUUUGGAAGCGAAAGACAGAGCAAGAGCUGAUAAAGGAAAAAGAAGCCAAAGCACAUGGCAUGAUCCCUUACAACACGUAG
Molecule: messenger RNA, 2579 nt
Organism: Lethenteron reissneri (Far Eastern brook lamprey)
Lineage: Eukaryota; Metazoa; Chordata; Hyperoartia; Petromyzontiformes; Petromyzontidae
Biological process (GO): proteolysis
Molecular function (GO): metalloendopeptidase activity; zinc ion binding
Source: RefSeq, a predicted model, not a curated record